Messenger RNA from Tinamus guttatus (white-throated tinamou), 321 nucleotides. The record is from RefSeq and is a predicted model, not a curated record. NCBI's taxonomy places the organism in Eukaryota, Metazoa, Chordata, Aves, Tinamiformes, Tinamidae.
GCGGGCACGCUGUGCGACGUGGCGAUCCUGGUGGACGGGCAGGAGUUCCGCGCGCACCGCACCGUGCUCGCCUGCACCAGCAAGAUGUUCGAGAUCCUCUUCCACCGCAACAGCCAGCACUACACGCUCGACUUCCUCUCGCCCAAGACCUUCCAGCAGAUCCUCGAGUACGCCUACACGGCCACGCUGCAGGCGCGCGUCGAGGACCUCGACGACCUGCUCUACGCCGCCGAGAUCCUCGAGAUCGAGUACCUGGAGGAGCAGUGCCUCAAGAUCCUCGAGACCAUCCAGGCGGCCGACGAGCCCGACGCCGAGGCGCCC